Molecule: messenger RNA, 522 nt
Organism: Zasmidium cellare ATCC 36951
Lineage: Eukaryota; Fungi; Ascomycota; Dothideomycetes; Mycosphaerellales; Mycosphaerellaceae
Exons: 1
Coding region: 1-522 (173 amino acids)
Source: RefSeq, a predicted model, not a curated record
AUGCACUCGACGGACGGACUUGUCGAAGGCACGCGACAGGACACCGCGCAUUCCGACUUACUCACCUCCCCGAGAUCUGUUGACAGUGGCGAGGGAGGCGUCGAGGAUGUUGCCAGCUGGGUUUGGACAGGAAGCAGCGCGGAAGUCAGUGUGCAAUCUGGACUCGCGGAUGAGGCUUUGUCACGCGCCAGACGCCGACAUUCACACGCGUUGCUCUGGUUGAUGGUGAAGGGAAAAAGUGGUCGAACGAACAAGACCGCGAAACAACCGACAUGGCAAAGCGAGGCAGCGGCGCCGAGGCAUGCUCGAGCCAGGACCGAAGGAGAUGCGCUAGAGCGGACCAAGAGCUUUCGAGGAAGCACCGGCGUAAACCUUGAGCUUGUCAGGGCGUCGGCAUGUCAUCGACGAGCGAGUCAAGUGGUAUUGGCGACAUUGCUGAAGGCUGGGUAUCCCGCGUUUGGACCCGAACGAAGCGGAUGGUGGUGUUCAGGGCGCGUGCAGGGAAGUGCAAGGGCAAGUUGA